UAUAACCUCUGCUCUUAGCGCUUGACGUUCUACGGUAUCUGUCAUAGUCACCGUUUGACGAUGCCAAUGUUCGGUAGUAGAAUCUGUUACGGACGAACAAGAAUUUUAUUGUAGUUUUAAGGUGGUGCAAAAAUUCACAUGUGGGCGGGAAUGCUCCGGAGGAGGAUGAAAGGCUGUUGCUAGCAUGUUGGAUAAGCGACGGCUCCAUGGCCACGGGUCGUCGCCCUGCACUUUAACAUUUGCAGUAACUUUAGCUGUCUUCUGUUGCCUAUCAAUAUGGAUGUUAACUGGUGCGCCAAAUACCUUAACAACAAUGCCAGCCCAGGUAACUGUGCCUGGGUACACACUUCUCGUACCGGACAAUGUGUCGGCAUUACCUCAACCAUAUUCACUGAGCGAACUUCCGUCCAGCGAUGAAACGACACUGAUUGAUAUAACAAAUUUUCGAUUUGUCAUCAAUCAUGAUCCGUGCAACAGAACACAACCAUUAUUAUUAACAUUGAUUCAUUCAGCACCUGAUAAUUAUGCGAAACGCCAAGUUGUCCGUGAAACAUGGGGCAAACAUACGUCUGAGAUGAUUGUACUAUUUCUCAUUGGGGUCACGGAUCAGUACAAGAGUGAUGUCAUUGAAGAAGAUAGACAGUAUGGUGAUAUUAUUCAAGGAAAUUUCCUUGAUGCAUAUAGAAAUAUGACCUAUAAGCAUGUGAUGGCAUUGAAGUGGGCCACAUAUCAUUGUCCAAGUGCCAAGUACAUAUUGAAGUUGGAUGACGAUGUAUUCGUUAACAUUCCAGCAAUGGUCGAUUUUUUAAAACGCGGCCUAUCCCCAUGGGGCGCAAGACGUCUCAUUCUUUGUGAUCCACUGUCGACGGCAGCAGUAAAACGUUCGUGGCGUUCCAAAUGGCGUGUAUCACCCCAGGAAUAUCCUGGUAGACAUUAUCCAGCUUAUUGUGCUGGUUGGGCAGUACUUUAUUCCCCUGAUUCUGUAUUUUUACUGUAUCGUGAGGCACAAAGAGAGCCAUAUUUUUGGAUCGAUGAUGUUCAUAUAACAGGUACAGUGGCUGGGAAAGUUAAUCUCACACAUAGCUCCAUACACUCUCUUGUACUUAGUUACGAGAAUAUGGUACAAUUGCUUAAUGAUCCUGAUAGUCGACCGGAGUUUUUAUUUGGCCCACCUAAUUUGGGAGAAGAUCAUAUUAAAGCUUUGCAUCGGUUGACGGUUAGCGAUGGCAGUUGGUAAUUAUGGCCUAUGAAAGAUAUAGCGGCAUUUAUGAUAAAAUUAAAUAAAGAAAGAAAUUAAAUGAACUUCUCUAACAAUUUGAGGAAAGUAGCAAAAUAAGAUACCGAAGUUAUGGAUGCAACAUGGUCAUUUCACUUUGAUGUGAUGUUUCAGAAGAUAUUUUUUAAUUGAAGAAGCAUAGUAUAUUUCUUAUACCCUUUUUUUUUGUUAAACCAAAAUCAAAUUUUUACUUUUUUCUUUGACGGCCAGUGUACGUAUGAAUUAUAUUUACGUCCAUUCAUCUAUAAUGGACUUAUUGUAUGUGAGUUCAACAUGCAUCACUUUAAAUUAUCAGCUUAUCUGUACUCCAUACUUACAAUGAGAGUACAAGUAUGCUUAUUCAUAUUUACAAUGAGAAUUUAAUACAGGUUUAUUUACAUUGUAAAUAAAGGAGAAGCUCCGAUUAUAUUAGUCUUUCUCCUCAAUCAAAUGUUUAUGUACAAAAAAAUGGCAUAUAUUCAACAUGGUAAUCACUUAGGUAUUUCGGGCGAGAAGGAAGUCUAGGAGGUAAGGCGGGGAGGAACCGACGUCGGUAGCUCAGUGGCUAGGUGCGAGCCUAGUAUUCUGAAAGUUGUGAGUUCGAUCCCCCGUCAAAUCGAAUUUUUCAACAGGCACCCAUGAGCGGGGGUUCCCAUGUCACUCCUAUGUCCUAUAGGAAAGUGAAUGCGGUACAGUGUAUGAUCCACAGCCGCAUGCAUAGGGGGAGAUAGGGCCAAUUAGCCUAGAACAGGGCAGAAAGGACUGGAAUAUAAGAAAACAAAAAGGCGGGGAGGAAUCUGUAGUAUUCCUGCAGAAACCCAAUCCCGGAUCAAAGAAAAAAUCGUUCUUCAACAUAAUAUUGCGACCAUAUUCAAGCACUGUUUAAAUAAAAACUUUUGUUUUUUUAAUUAAUCAAUUUCAUUUUCGUGCAUUACGCGCAGUAAAUAUUUUUUUUAAUACCUUUUAGAGAAUAAAUUAAAUGAAUAAAAAGCUAGUAGUUCGCUCUAGUUAAAUUAUUUGUCAGUGACAAACUAAAAUUCAAACCCAUCCACUUUAAUCUCCUUAAGUGAAAUGAAAGAAAAAAAUUAUUAUUGGAAGUGUAAACGACUAACGUUUCUGCAGUAUUCAACAAGAUUGAUUAAACAGCAGAAUGGUUUUAACAGUCGGAAACAUUUUUUAUCAGAGACAUUUAAAUUGACCGUGAAACCCCCUACGCGAACUCUAGUUGUGACGUCACCGUAUGUUCGAGCUGCGCACACUGAAAUCCAUUUUUUUCAGUUCUUUGAUAAUUUCUCUUAAACAAAGCUCUGACAAAUUGUUCAUUAUUCAAUGCGUUUGCAAAGUUUCUUCCUCUUGGCUGCGGUCUUUAUUUGGCUUAUCAGGCUUUUGUUAUUGAUCUCUAUAAGAAUACGGGUUGACUGACUACUUUUUAAGUUUUCAGUGUAAAAAUGACUUUAAAAAAAAACGAUGCUCUUCAGCAGCCUUAAAAUUUACACACUGCAUUCCAAUAAAUUACAGAAUGUAUGUCAACAUUUUCGGAAAAUUAGCAGCCUUUUUCAAUAUCCUUCCAACUCGCUCGAAAUACCUUAAUCGGAGUCUUUAAUUCACAAGAAUAUUUGUUUUUACAUUAAUUUUAAUGUUUAAUGAGCUUACAAAAUAGUGACGAAUUCCUCGUAUGAAAAUCCCUCAACUACAAGAGAAGGAGCCUGACUUUGCAUCGUGUCACAACUAAUUAUCAAAUAAUUUCUAAACAAAUACACUAUCGAAUUUUACUACUUUCCUACAGAAGUGAACGUUCAAAAUUGUAUAGCACUCUUUUCUCCGAAAGUUGUUAGCAAAUUGGCAAGCGUUUAAGGAUGUUACGGCAUGAGGGUCAUGUAGUAGGUGAGACGCAGAGAAACCUAUUGUUCCCUGCAGAAAACCAAUUGCUGAACAAAAAAAUUGUCACUUUUAGAUAAGUUAAUUCCAUCAGAUAGGGUGGCUUCGAUGCGCGACUAAAUUUUUCAAUGAUUUUUUGAAUUUUUCCCCUAUCCGUUAUAUGUAUUGCAUUAUAGUUGCACUUCGCUCUCAUUACAAAAAAAAAAAAAAUAAAAAAAUGAACGAUUAACGUGGUAACGUCGAAUAAAAUAGAAGUUUUCGUGACAGAAGUUGACAGAAGUGAUCAACUCCAGCGAGUACUGCUGCUGUGCUCAUAUAUACGCAAGAAUUCAUUGAUAAACGAGCUCGAUUUAGCAAAAAGAGUAUUAGAUAUUGAAUUCGAACUUGAAAUGAGAAGAAAAAUAUGAUUAAUCCAUCCAAAGUCCCCUCCACGCACCCAUGUAUACAUUCAGUAUUUAAUUGUCUUAAUUUUAAAUGAAAGAAGAUAAAAAUGUUUCUCUAAGGGAGAAUUCAUCUGUGUAAACUCAUUAUUUGAGAUUUUGAAAGUAAAUAAAUAUUUGUUUUUUGUAAUUUUUUAAGAUCACUCAUUAUUAAAAAAUUUAGCAAUUCUGUCAUGAGGUGCAUUUGUAUCCACCGCGUUGUCGCGCUUCACUGCUGCAUGCGCAGUUUUUCCAUUUUUUAGCAUAUUUUUUAUAAUUUCUUUUAAACUGUGCUCGGAUCGCUGUUUUUUCCCAAUAAACUCAUCUCUCAAAACUUGAUGUGCGUGCAAAGUUUCAUGAAGCUGCCUGUUUUCAUAAAAAAUGUUUUUUUUCGUUAUUCUCUUAAGAAUACGAGUUGAAUGAGAUUGUUCCGACAAUUUACUGUGUUUAAUUUCUGCUCGCUAACUGAAAAAAAAAAUUAGAAUUUUCUCUACUUUUUCGAUUCUCUGUGAGCACGCCGUAAUAUCCUUAACGAAAUUUGAAUAUUUUUUACCUACCAAUUUAUAGAUGGAGGUUACUUCUUGAAAGGUUUUAACCAACAUUCAAUACUCAUCAAAUAAUAAAAUAAAAAUUGGAAUAAGUUUUUCCAUCUUUCAAUAUGCUCUUGAGGAUGAUCGUGUGAAUACUUAUUUCUUCUAUUUUUAUUGUUUGACAUUUAAUGAAUAAAACGCCUAUGUCGUCGCAGGCGUCCUCAAAUUAUGGGUUUCAGCUGUAUUCAACUAUAUUCGGAACAAACAUUAUUUUCGGGUCGGUUAGGUCAGACAUAUACUUUUUCGGAUUCAACUUUAAUUUUGCCAAACAAGUGGUAUAAAGAAAUAACGAAUGGUAUAAACAGACAAACAAGUAUUUUUCAGGAUGUCACAUGCAUCUUUAGAUUCCAGAAGAUUUCGAAUUAUCUGAGUACACCUUUCAGUUGCUUUCAGUGUAAAAUAAACAAUAAAAAAAGUGAAUUCAAUGGUUCCUUCAAGAAAAUCUUGGUGUAACUCUUCAAUGCAAUUUUUCAAUAGCAUUGAAAAAAUUGUUGAUAAAAUUGGAAAAAAAAUUUCGGAACUUCAGACUUCAGAACCCAAUAUUUUCCCAAACAUGAACCUGUAUUAUUCUUUGAGGAUUUUUUUUACGACCUUUUGCAUACAUUUUGAAAUUUUGUAAAAUCGCCCAUAAAAAAAUUUUUUACUCGUCUCCAAAAGUUAGUUCCAAAUGAACCGAAAUCGUUUGAGACAAGAAAAUAUUGUAUUCCCUCGGGAAGUGUUUAUACGACAUUUUUCGGCUAAAUCUGAGGCGAAUCCGAGACAACUAUCGGCACGACAUUGUUGCAUGACACACGCGAUUUGUAUGAGACAAACAAAUUAAGCGGGGCGUUUCACCCAGAUAUGUUAGAUAAUUACUGCUCUAAAAUAUAUUCACUUUAUAGAAAUUAUUUUUUUUCUCCUGUGUAUUUUUUAAUUUAAGAUAACUUGUCAACUUUUCUCCAGUGGUGGAAUCCGUACCGCCAUUUCUCUUAAAACUUUGGUCUUAAAGUGCCAAUAACUUCCAUAUAAAUCAACUAAUUUUAUGUUUGUUUUGUUAAGAUAUGCGUCAGUGGACACGGUCUUUAUGAAAGAAAUGGUCAAUAUAUUUUUCUACGCUCAUCUAUUGAUUCCUUCCUCCGUGUACUGACUCGUCUACACACGAAAAAGAGUUUUUUAGCAAGAAGUUAAUAGAUGAGGGAGAACAUUAUCCAUUUUCUAUGAAAAGUGUUUCUGAAGGCGCGUAUGUUGAAAAAAAGUAAAAAUAAAAAUUGGUUGAUCUUUACGGAAGUUACCGAAACGCGAUGAUGCAAAAAAAUUGGAAAAUUUUAGAGAAUUGUUUUACUUCCUUGCACAGAAAACAAUCCACAGCAUGGUCGAUGCAGCUCCGAGUUCUGAGUAUGUUAAAUUCACAUGGAAUUCCUAAUUUAUAAAUACUAUGUUUAUAUCCAUCACUUCCUAUUUUUUUCACGUUCCUAUUUUUUUUUUAUCAUUAUUUUGUCCGUGCGGCUUUGGCUUUCGUGUAUUUGGCCAAUUCCCUUUUGGCGAGCAUAUCAAUUUCACUCCAGUAAAAUGCCUCCUUCGGAUAGUUCGAAAAUGUACGCUACACUGAGGAAAGAAAAGUUUGUUGACAAGCGUAUUUUUGCGUAAGGAUGUUCUACUAUGAAUGUACUUUGACGAACCGAGAAGCCUGUUAUUCUUCAAAAGGUAUCCAAAUUGAAAGUAAAAAAUUAUUAAAUUCAAAGAAAAAAAUAUAAAUUUGGUAUUUACGAUAUAUAAUCGUGUCGAAUCAUUAUUUGAAUAAUUAUAAUAGAGUCUUAUAAUUUUUGAAGC
Molecule: messenger RNA, 5951 nt
Organism: Fopius arisanus
Lineage: Eukaryota; Metazoa; Arthropoda; Insecta; Hymenoptera; Braconidae
Product: beta-1,3-galactosyltransferase 5
Exons: 4
Coding region: 185-1237 (350 amino acids)
Cellular component (GO): Golgi membrane
Molecular function (GO): hexosyltransferase activity
Source: RefSeq, a predicted model, not a curated record